UGUAAUGGACUCUUCACGCGACCAAUAACUGAAGUCACUCGUGUCGGUGGAAUCAUCAACACACACAUACUUCACACACGUACGCGCCCCGAGUCAGAUGGACAGUUUGGCUACAGUACCCCUUUCCCCGUCCCUCUAUCCGUCACGCUUGCCAGCCCGCCGUCACCCUCCCUCGCUCAUGUCAGCUUGUAUGCCUCUAACUCACUGACGUCAAAGUGCCAUCCCUUCACUGAGACAGGCAGGAACACUCGGUCAUCCUCAUCGCCCCAGUAGUGGUCGCUCGGCUUGAAACUCAGCCGCUCCCACUGGCGCCACUCGUCGGGCUGGUCGUCCUCCAGGAUGGUUCCCUGGCACCGUUUCAUGCUCUCGUCAGCUGCCGCUGCUGGUGCGCCGAUCACCUGGGCAGCCGGACGGAUACCGAAGUCGAGGCAUGCCGUGUUGAGGACGGCCAUCACAUCAGAGUCGGGCGAAGAGUAAUCGAUGAGCUCGGUGACUUUCUCCUGCGCACAUGGAUGGAAGAGAGACCAUGAUCAGGACUGCCUGGCUCUUUCUGGUGAAUACCCACCUGUGUGCCCGCGAUGUCCAUCUUGUCCCAGCCGAUGUAGCCCACGUAUGGGUGGCUGUCUUUCCCCCGCAGCUUGAAGGCGAAGGACACCGUGUCGCUGCGGCUGUUGGCCGUGCCGGUGACCUCGAUGGGCCCCUCGAUGAUGAUGGCGAACAGCUCAUUGCUGUCGGCCACUUUGGAGAUGAGCAGCAGGGAAGAGUGGCCCUUGACGGCAUCGAAGAAAUCCAACCACUUCCAACCAUCCACAGUCGCCCUGCCACGACACACACACACAUCAAGACACAGAGGCAUGAUGAGAGAGUGCCGUCAUGCUCACAUCUGUCUGGCCUGCCCUUCUCACUUGUAUACGUAGACGACCGGCUCGCCCACACACGGGGGAAUGCUGGCGGGGGCGUCCUCCUCGCCCUCACACCACUGCCGCAUCUUGUGCAGGUGCUCGGUGGUCAGCAGGCCAUCUGCGGGGCCCAAAUAGCGAUCGCUAUCCAAACCGUACCUGCAGCCAGGCCAGGGGACCGCACGAGGAUGCACACAUGCGCAGGGCUCCAUGUCGGUUUGCUUACAUGUUCAACGCAUUCCGGAAGGCCUUGUCAUUGGUGUCGCCCCGGGAGCUCUGCACGUCCUCGGCCGUGAUGUCCGUGCCCCUGACGUACGCCCGCGUGACGAUGUCGGCGACGCGCCGCACGUAGUCCACCGGUACCGUCAUCACAGAGGGGUCAUACCUGACACACACAUUCGUGGCAGGGAUGGCUAUGUGUGCUCUGGCCAUUGGGUUGUCAUUGUGUGUACUUGAUGAAUCGAUUUGCGAAGGUCGAGUCGUCGCCCAGUGACUUUGCCACGGCCAUGGUGAUGGUCACUGUCGUACCAAACACGUCAAUCGACACCAACUGAACACACAUACGCACACACACACACACAUGGAUCCACCCACUGGCCACGAGCCCUCUCUCUAUGCUGUGUUGUAUAAGGUUACCGCAUCGUCGGCCUGGUAGCCCGAUUUGAGUAGUAGUUUGAUGGCCGUGAGCCUCUGGUGCUCGCACGUCUUCUCCGCCAUGGCCUUGCGAAUGAUCUCGGGCAGCUGGGCCGCCACAGACUCGGGGUCGACGUCCGGCUGCUCAUUCUCACCCUCACCCUGCCCGUCGUGCUGCUGCUGAUGUGGGUUGUCCUGCGUGAUGGGCGGGAUGCAGACGUGCAUCGCGCGGCGUUUUCGUGAGGGAUUGGCCGUCAGGUACUCCACCCAGUAGCUGCACCAGCACCAUACACACAGAUGGAUGGAUAACACAAUGCGCCAAUGGCAUGCGUGUCGGUGCAUACGCACCUGAAUGUGGCAUCGUUCUGUUUGGUGUCGGGCAGCGUGAUGUCGUCCACAUCCCCAACCUCGUACAAAGCUAACUCGCCGAUGAGCCUGAAGGACACACACACAGACGGUGGACAGUUGCCCUGUCCUGAUUGCCGGCCGGGCUGACCACUGGAAGGCCAGGGGGGCGAAGGGAAAGAAAUAGCGCUCAUUGGCGUCCUUGAUCAUCGCCUCGUCAAACCGCCCACCACACAGAGUGGCCAACACGCUACCUCGCAGCACACACAGGGUGGAACGGCGCGCCUUCAUGUAGACGCCGCAGACGUUGAAGUGCAGCUCCUGACGCAUCAGCUGCACCUGCACCAUCCACACGCACAGAUCAGGUCCCACUGCAUGACAUCCCUCAUCCAUUUCAUUUGGCGCGCCUUACCGUGGGCACAAUCUCUCCUGGGAGGCCUCCCAGGGCCUGCUCACGCUGCUUGAUGUCGGCCAGCGUCUGGUUGAGUGCGUCCUGGAUGAUCUCCAUCUGCUCCUUGCCCAUCUGCAGCCAGGUGCGGACGUCGUUGUCCUCAUCUAAGGCCGACGGGCACCACUUCCUCUUGCCACCACCGGCCGGUGCGGCAGCUGCUGCCGCACCGUGCGGCUGCUGCCGCACCGUCAGACAUUUCGUCUGAGCUAAUACAAAC
Messenger RNA from Vitrella brassicaformis, 2545 nucleotides. NCBI's taxonomy places the organism in Eukaryota, Vitrellaceae. The record is from the annotation of a GenBank genome assembly.